Molecule: messenger RNA, 776 nt
Organism: Schizophyllum commune H4-8
Lineage: Eukaryota; Fungi; Basidiomycota; Agaricomycetes; Agaricales; Schizophyllaceae
Exons: 3
Coding region: 202-723 (173 amino acids)
Source: RefSeq, a predicted model, not a curated record
ACCCGUAUGUUUGAAUAGAGACCUCCACGAUAUGAACUCAUAGGUACCCGAAGGUUGGAGAGCGAUCGCAUAUAUAAGAACCGCGCCCCCCUGCCCCUCCCCUUCCAAAGAACACCUUCACGACCUACCUCGAACAUCGAAUUGAAUUACUGACGACCCACCACCAAGUCGCUGCACCCACACCCACCUACACUCACACCCAUGUCGCAAUCCCGCAACCAGUCGCAGGCCCGCACCGAGUCGUCCUCCAACCCAGGCUCUCGGGCAGCCUCGCAGCAGCCCUUCUCCCGCUCGGGGUCCCAGCAACCGCAGUCGCGCUCCGCGUCGAUGGGGCCCCAGUCGCGCUCGGCGUCCACGCAGCGGGAGGAGCCCACUGGGCGCCGGCCCCGCAGCCGCGCGCCGCGCAGCCGCUCCGCUGGCCUCGACGCCGGGUAUGAGACCGACCAGGGUGCCCGCCGUCGCCGCCGCGGCGGAGGCGGGCGCGCCCAGCAGGGCCUCCCCGACGGCAUGCCGCGCAUCGCGGAGGACGACCGACAGGUCGGGCAGUACAACCAGCAGGGCGUGCAGCAGCAGCCCGGCGCCCAGCCGCCCGCGCAGCCCGAGCAGCAGGACGAGGGAAGCGACGACACGCUGAAGCUCCGCCUCGAUCUGAACCUCGAUGUCUGGGUCGAGCUGAAGGCGAAGGUCCACGGUGAUGUGACGCUGUCCUUGCUUGAGGGCUGAAUUCGCAAGCCGAAGCUCGCAUGUAUGCAAGUUCUUGAACGAUCUUUCCUUAC